GUCGUGGACUUCGUGUCCUCGAGCGGCCUGACGCGGGCUUUCGCCUUGGCCAGCCGCUGGCAGAAGCAGAAUUUGGGACGCUCAGCCGGCUUUGACCGACUGGGCGCCGGGGUCUUGAGCGGCUUCAAGUACACCAACCCCAUCCUCCUGCGCCAGCUGCAGGGCCUGAACGUCCUCUUCAGCUGGAGGGAAAAGGGCGGAGGCGGUUCCGCGCUUCCUUUGUCGGAAGAGGGCCUCCUGGAGUUCCUGGCAGAGGUCGGUGCCUCGGACUUCACGCAGAAGGAGUUCCGUGCCGUCGCACCCGUGGGCCGCGAGGCCCCGUUUAAAAGCCGACUCCUACGUACACGUGUGUACCACUCUACCAGCGUGCUCCAGGCUCUCGUAACCGGCUUGGUUGGGACCACCGGCUCUGCACUGGCCAUCUGGACGAAAGAGAGCAGCCUCGACAUCCAGAUCUGUCUAGGCAGAGCAUCGCAGAGCAUCGCAGAGCAUCGCAGAGCGCAGAGCGCGGCUGUGUAA
Symbiodinium sp. CCMP2456 is the source of this 519-nucleotide messenger RNA. Lineage: Eukaryota; Dinophyceae; Suessiales; Symbiodiniaceae. The record is from the annotation of a GenBank genome assembly.